Molecule: messenger RNA, 2451 nt
Organism: Echinostoma caproni
Lineage: Eukaryota; Metazoa; Platyhelminthes; Trematoda; Plagiorchiida; Echinostomatidae
Source: the annotation of a GenBank genome assembly
AUGGCCUCAGUCCACUCGCGAUCGAUCGGUUCCGUUCAAAAGUUAUUCGCAGAGACCCCCACCAAAACACGAGACCAUCACCUGUCGCGCGCGCAUGGUGGCUCUAAGCGUCCCACNCGAUAUCGGGAAGGAACUGCAUUGCCAGUUUUUCGCAAACAGUCCCCGUCUCAGGCGGUUUGUCUCUAUUUGACCAAUCGUGAUAUUUGGAGUAAUUUAGCUGAAGUAUACGAACGUAAACAACAAACCGGAUCUGAGGUUACGGAGCUCCCCGAAUGUGGAGGCCCACCGUUUCCCGAUGCCACAGACGACUUUGAACCUUCCCAUCACGGUAUUAUUGAAGGAUUAGUUCAUAUUAAUCCAUGGUUGGUGGAAAUCGGGUCUUACUUGUAUGUCGAAGUUUCUGCACGCUACCGAUACGCUCGGUCUGAGCUUGACUCGUUUGAUUGUGAGGUGAACGAGGUCGUAUUUAGACGUCGUCGACAACUUAAUCCACCAAGAAGUUAUCAGAAAGAAGGUGCUAAGGUAUUUAGACACCCGCCGAGCGAUCUUAAAUCUUAUUCUCUUCGAACAAGACGUCUUUACAACAAGCUCGGUGGUCCUGUUAGCGGACAAGCAAUGAUCGAUGAGAAUCUCACCGCCUCUGGAGUGUUGCUUGGCACGGCUGGAAAUACGCGCCGCAAUAGGACGUUUGUUCCACAAACCAAAGCGGUUGAAUCAUCCGGUCAUCCGGAUCAUCCAUUUGUGAACUAUAACUUUGUGUUCCGUUUCGACAUCAACGGUACUCCUGAUUCUGUCUAUUUGAGAUUCUGCCCUCGACCGGGGCCAGAUGGUGGACCACCUCCACCCAAUCGGAUGCAAUUGUUUUAUCAGGCCGUGUUCGGAUUUGGCCAUCAUGAGUCGGAUUCCGAUCCGGAUCCGCCGAGCGAUUUUACAGAUUCUGAUGCGGAAAACGAACCAAAAAUUCGUCACCUGGGUGAUCCGAUUCCAAAGAAAAAAACCCAAGCAAGCAAAGCUAAAAAGGCCCACCAAUGGAAUAAGGAUCUGUUUCAUAAAGAUGCCUAUCCAUGGCAUCCUCGACCUAAGCGGGCUCCGCGCGAUGGAAUCUCUUGGACCGUACGAGCCUAUGUGGUUCCGAAUCCGUCAAUUCAGCCCAAAAGUGAACAUAUCGCAUGUAUGACUAUACGUAAACUGUCCUACCUGCCGCGAUUGGUAGCAAUCGAACACAUGAAUCCACCGAAAUCAUUUACGGAUUAUUGCCUGGCCGUGGGUCCUCGAACCGGUUUUGAUGCUGGAGUAAUUACCCUUCUGGCUAAACUGGAUCGUAUCGUGUACGCUCCGGGUGAACCCAUACAAUGUGAUAUUAAAUAUCACAAUUCAUCUGCUCGAGUUAUUCACCGCAUAAUCGUGGAAGUGCAUCAAUGUUUGCGCAUUAAAGCGUGUGCAAAUCGUGUAUGGCGUUCACUGAUAUGUCGUCGUUGUCUGACAGAUAAUAGUCUGAUUUCUGGUAUGCCCGUAUUGCCGGGCACAGAAAACAGCACGGUCCGUGUGACCUUGAACCCAUGGCCUACAGACGAAAGCAUUCGUAAAUUGUUGAGUACGGCACAAGGUCCCAUUCGCCCUAGUGGUUUGGCCAAUAUGCACGAGGCAUGGGCUAUACGGCUACCAAAGGUACCGGGGCAGGAGUUCGCUUUACAAAACCCUCCUCGACACGAACCGGUACCGGUAAACCAAGUCCAGCGUCGAUCCGUGGCCUGCUCUUCGUUUAGUGGUGUGCUUGAUCACCUCUUGUCACUUGGAAAUCAGCUUACUGUAAUGCGUCCGUUGAAUGAACCAGAAAAUAUGUGGGAAAAUGUGUGGUCAGGUGAUCCACAUAGGAACUGUCGGUGUGUGCAUCGAAAGCGCCGUCCCGGUGAACCAGAACGAAGCGAUUGGAUGCCACCAGAAGAACCCUACCACACAUCCAUCGACUGCUUGGAUGUUCACCCCCAAGAUGACGAUGUAAACGAACAGCAUGCUAAACAGAAUUUGCUGGCACCGUUCUGUCAGAAGUGUUUGGGUAAAACUGUUCUCUCUCAGUAUCCCAUUCACGUUUCCUAUGAAGUUGUUGUUCAAGCGGAACUACUUCCACAGAAUCAGCCAAAUCCAAUUGGCAGUGAUUCGGUCAUAAAAAAACUCGGAUUUGGUUCUGGCCUACUGAUCGAUCCUGAAGGAACCAUUAUCGGUCCGGAUGGUCCACGAAUAACUUUACCCUGUCUUUUUGCCUACAAACAGCCAUCUCCAGAGGAGCGUGUUCCGUUAGCAAACUAUCACAUUGAUCAGCGUCAGGAUUGUCGGGAUCAUGUAGUGGUCGAACCGAAAAUUCAUGAACCCAGUUUGGGAAAAGGAUUUUUCACUUCGACAACUUAUCCGAUCGCCCCAUGCACACUAUCGAAUCAAGCAAAUUCAGGAUAA